Messenger RNA from Xyrichtys novacula (pearly razorfish), 21644 nucleotides. Lineage: Eukaryota; Metazoa; Chordata; Actinopteri; Labriformes; Labridae. The record is from the annotation of a GenBank genome assembly.
GGCGAACAAACGGUUAACCGAAGAUGCAAGAGGUGCGUGAGUCUGACUGAGCAUGUGCUGCUGCUGCUGCUGCUGCUGCUGCCGCUGCCUCUGCUGCUGCUGCAGUGAAGUAAAAUGUGUCAGUUUCCAGUCGGACAGCAGAGACACCGUGGAGAAGGAGGAGGAAGAGGAGGAGGAUCAGAAGAAGAAGAAGCCGGGGACAGCAGACGACAGCAGCGCGACAUCCUGGACGACCUGAGUUUGAUCCGCUGAGGGAGAAACCGCAGAGAGAGGUAAAUAAAAAAAAGGAAAAACCUGCACUGAGGAUGAUUCAUGUCCGUCUGCUGGAGGAGCAGACUGUAAGCGACACAGCCAACAACACGUUGGGAUAUAGGAAGCGUGUGUCUGCUGAAGGGAGCAGCAGAUCUGAUGGCAUUCGUGGGCUUCCGCGUUGAUCUGGACACAUUAGAUUUAGGAUUGGUUCAUUUGGAGAAGUGUUUGCAUGUGUGCACGCGUGUUUUUGGAUGAAAUGCAUGUAAAAUAAGAGGCUGAAUACUUGAUUCAAACUAACAAUCCAUCCUGAGUUGGGCUGUUCUACCUGUUCAUAUGUGCAGGACAUGCAUUGACCUCAGUGGAAUGUAGUCAGCCUCUUUUUGUUUCUGUUAUACUUUAAAAUGCAAGAAUAUCUCCAAAAAGUAGCUUUUUUUCAGCGUUAAGAGUCUGCAUCCCUUAUGUUUGUGGAGGAUAACUGCACCGCACUGCUCAGUAGGAAGGAGGCGUGAUGCUGCAGCGGAGUCCCAGCAGCCUGGGCCUGCGCACUGCCUCAUAGUUUCCAGGGACAAAAUAAGAUGACUUUGGCCGUGCAGCGUAAUUACAACCCGUGGAGUUUAUCUACACAGCAGAUUGACUUCUAUCGUGAUUAAAAACCCUCAGCCCAGUCAGUGCUUUUGUAGGGAAAUGUUGCUUUUUCGUGAUCCUCCAUCCUUCAUUGAUUUACUCCAUAUAAGGCCUGCAGUUCACUAUCAAUUGGGGUGAGAUAAUUCCUGUUGCUGCCCGGGGUAUAGCCUAUAUUCCCCCCCUCUCUGCUUUGCUGUGUCUGUAUUGACAUCUUGGACCUAUUUAUAACCCACACACAAUCCUUUCCAGAGAGGAAUCCCCAUGAUAGAGGCACUGAUUUAUUAAAAAAAUAAUCAGUUCGUCUCAGCUGUGUGCUUCAGUGGGCUAUAACUGCACUUCUCAUUUCAGAUCCCUAUUAUUACAAACCAUAUAAGGUACAACAGGAACUUGCAGGUUGAGUAUGCAUAGAAGGUCAUCUCUGAGGUAGAGGAGUAGGGAUGGAAAUCGAGAACCAGUACCAAAUGGUUCAAUCCAUCGACAUCGUUUACAUUUCAUUUUAACGAUUCCUUUUUUUCCGGAUGCUUUGGGAAACAGUCUUAUGGGACGCAGUCCACGAGAACAGACUUUGAGGAAAACAACAUGGUAGACAGUACGAGAAAUAGGCAGAAACGACUUGAAGCGUGGCGUAAUUUUACUAAGAAAGACGACAAUGAGUUUUGAGUUUGUGUAGCAUGGACUAUCUGAGUUAGAAGUGCGUAAAAAACACUCGACCUGACAAGAAAAACCCUCAAAAUUUUGCAGGCGACUUCACCCCGGGUAGCCAUGUCCUCUUUUUGGGGAUCCAGAAUGUAGUCACUCUAAUUUGACUAAAUACUGACUGAAGUAAAUGCUGUACAAAUAUUUUGUCGUUUGAUUAUUUUUAGACUCUCACUGAAGCUGGCAUACAUCUUUUUCUGUUAUCAGAGACUCAGUAAAAUUUUGAGUUAACAUUUAAAACCAAUAGUCGACUUUUUUUUUAAAUCAAAGAAAGGCAUUGAUAAGGGAAUCGUUUUGAGAAGAAUUGAAUCGAUAAACAGAAUCUUUAAUGGCAUCGAUAUCGAUAAAAUCUUAUCAAUUCCCAUCCUUAUAGAGGAGUUUUUCCCAAAUCAAAAUGCUCUCUGUGCACAUGUAAGGAAAUAGUCACAACCUACACUCCCUAUUUGGAUGUAUUGUGUAGUUAUGUUUGCCCUUUAUACAUUUACUUUUUAUCCUAAAUUUGGCUGAUGCAUCUGUUUUUAAAUGUCACCCAAAUACUUUUUCAUUUCUGCACUUGAUUCAAUUUUUUUAAUCCAUGUUUGUGACUGCUAACACAAAUAUCAAAAACUACAUAUAUAUAAAAACUACAGAUGUAUAAAUAUCUCGCAAGACAACGCAGUUAUGGCAGCCACAACCAACAUGAGAGCCAGCUCAGGUGAAAAUAUUGACUUUACACCAAUGAAGAUUUAAUACUGUAAAAUAUAAUCUACAAGUAAAUAAUGAUAAUCAUAUAAUAUGUAAUAUUUUGCUGGGCUUAACCAAUGGCACCGUCAGAUAAUGAAAGAUAAAGAUAAAUACAGUCUUGUAGUAAAAGGCGCAGUUCCUCAAAUGUCCACUUGAGGCUGGUCUCGAAAGCUUACAGGAAAUGGAUUGGUGCGGUUUCUGCAGCAUUCUUGUAGGAGGAAAAGUGAGAAAAAACAGAAACUCAAGAGUCGUCCAAAUGAACGUGAGCAUAUGUCUCUGGACUUUACUGACUCGAGGGAUCUUGGUAUUUGAUGGGACAGUUAAAUGUGCUAGCAUAGCGAAUUGUGCGCUAUAAGGCAAUAAUGCACUGAGGCUACAGGGGCUGUAGUUCUUGUCAGUAGUUGCAGGAUUGAGUCCACCUCCGAAAGGGCAAAAAUAAUGUUUUCUUUAUCUGCAGUGACAGUCAAACUUCAUAUCUAUACUGUUGUAAUGCCACAAAAUAAAAGCUGAUAAAUGUCAGGGAUUCACGAGAACACAUUUCCACGAAUCUGAGAUUUUAUGAAGGGCUGUGACAUUUGAUCAAAGUGAGUUUCCUUCACUGUGGAUGAAAACGUCUCCUGUAUCGUCCUGGAAAUCAGAAAUCCUUUCUCCCCACUUUGACUCGACCCAAAAUGACACUGUUUCAGAUGCUAAAUAUUGAACUCUGCUCACAGCAGGUGACUGUUCAGCUCAGACCCUCUUUUGUUUGUCAAAGAUCUCUGUCCCUGAAACCUUUGCAGAGCAGCCAGCGUCAAUUAUGCGUCGUCAGCGAUUGAUUAUAAAGCUUCUUUGUCUGAUAACAGAUUAACAUGCGCAUGCAUCCCUCCAUUAGAGGCAUUACUCUCCUCUGCACCAUGAUGACCAUGUCAGUAAAUCUCCUGCUUUCUCUGUAGCUGCUCCAAGAUUUCUAAUCUACGGGGCAUGACCCACAUGCUAUUCAGGACAGGGGGGCUUAGCUCCCAUGUCUUAGGGUCUUUCAUUAAACUGCAGAGAGCUCUGGUGAGUGUGUGCGGGAGGGGGGCUGGAAAAAGAGGAUGUCAGAGUGCGAAAGAAGACACUUUUAGAGGAGGACUUAGCAGUAGAAGUAUUAAACUACAGAUUUGUUGAUAACCGAAGAGAUGGAGAAACCCCAGAGACCCCUGAUUCCAGCCCAUUAGUUUUUGUAGGUUUAAUUUAAUAGAAUAAAGGUCAGAGCUGAUGACAAUGCACCUCCAGGGUCCAUGUAUUAUCCGUCCAUUCAAUUAUUCCAUUCAAUCUUAUACGAAAAAAAAAGAGUCAAUAUUUUGUUUAUUUGUUUUUCUGUAUAACCAAAAAAUAAAAGAAUAGUGUUUGUUUUCGCAUUUUUAGCUCAAAACAGAAUUUAUAAUAGAGAAUUAAAUAAAAACGAAAUAAUAACUCUUAUUUACAAUUAUUGUAUUUGAGUGCGCCUGUUUUGAGCAUACGUGCAUGGAGGCUACACUGGCCUUCCCAUGAUCCUCAGCGACAGUAACCAAGGCGAAAGAUGCGACAAGGCCAAAAUCCCACGUUGUAACAGAGCUCUGGUUGGCUGGUCUGGCUUUGAAUGAUACGUAGGAUACGUCCAUCUCCACGACAGCAGGUUAGCCUUUCUGUACCGCUCUGGCCUGGAGUUGUUGGUCCACGUUGUUGGCUACUUUGUUGUGCAUGUGCAAACAGUAGAAAGGCAUCGUGGAAAAUAACCCGAUAACGAAAAUUAGAUUUAUUAUUUUGUUUUCGUUUCCAUCUCAAUUAUAUAUUCUGUUUUGAACUGAAAAUAUGAAAACAAAUACUAAUCUUUUAUUUUUUGGUUAUAUAGAAAAACAAUGAAUAGAAUAAUUGAAUGGACAGAUAAUACACGGACCCUCCAGAGAUGCAACAAUCUGACUUCUUUGGUGUCAAUUUUAGAUUUUAAACAAAACUGAGUACUGAUCAGAUACCGUGUAGACGUCAAGCUGGUUCGUGAGCUGAUUCACUGGCUGUUUCAUGAGUUGUUGCUAAUGAUGCUAAUGGUUAUUAGCUAAAUGCUAAUGUUGUUGUAUCAUCGUAGUGACUCUCUGCUGUUAAAAAGCUCUACUACCUGGAUGAAAACAAACACAGUUGACAGAUGAAACUAUUUCUACUCAAAGGAUUUGAUCAGCUGAUGUGAAAAAAUGAAUUUGAAACAUGAUCUUUGGAUUGAUUUUAUCAUGUUAAGCUUUGGACUGUUUUCUCAGCAGGUAUUUCAAAUAGCCGAAUACUUCUUGGCAUUGCUGGAGUAUAAUCCUCCCAAACAUCCGACACAUUAGCUUCUUUUGUCCUUAUUGGAGCGAAAAAAGCCCACCCAGAGGAGCUCCGCUGGCUUAAGACAUGGUACAUGUACAGAGACGUAAACAGAGAGAGGCUUUAUUUAGUCUGGCUACUUGAGUUGAUAUAAAACCUUUGUCAGUGUCGUUCACCAUCAGUCAAAGUGAAAAUAAGAGAGAGAGAUGCUUUGUCUUCUGAAGCUGACAGAACUGCGUAGAAUGGUGAAAUGUUUGACCCCUGGUGGUCCAAACACAAUUAUCACUGAGCUGUGUAGAAGUAAGAAAGAGACUGUGGCUUCAACUUCACCCUCUGGCCCUCUUUUUUCAGUCUUCGCUUCAACCUUUUCUGUCACUUUUCAUGCGAACAAACGAGUGCAACACUAAAAGCAGCUUCAAGAGAGGUUUUCUGAAAGAGUUCCCCCUCCCGUCCCUGAUGUCCUCUCUCUUUGAUGGCUGUUUUUUUUCCCCUCUGCCUCCCAGUGCGGCCAUUCAGAACAACUCUAAACACUUUUGACCCACUUCUAAUCUACUCUAGUUUCCGAGUUGUUUUCCAAACUUUUUCCUCUCCAUUUUGAUAGACUCAGGAUGGACACUUUUUUCUUUGAAAUAAAAACAAACAAACAUUUUUUUGGUCACUUUUUUUAAACACCACCAAAGCCCUUCAUUGAUGUUAAUGCUUCUCUGUGUGUGAUACUUCCAUCCUGUGAGAAUUAACAUUAAAAAUUUGCAUUUUAUAAGUUAUACAACAUAGAAAAAAGUCAAUGUUGUGUUCUUUCAUAGCAGCAGGGAGAAGACAGAUAAAAGCAGAAUGAAAAAGGUUGUCUUUUUUCAAAGGUAUUUGAUGUGUUAAAGGUCCUGUAAGGAAUUUAUGGCUGUUAACAAAAAGCAAAUUUAUGAGUUUUGUGAGCAAACAAACAAGACUGUUAUCAGAAAGAUUGAAAACGUUGGUAACUCUUUACAAUAACCAUAACUUAUAAAUGGUAAAUAGACCAUUAAUAAAUUGUAAAUUUUACAAUUUUAAAAACCUAACACUAACCCUAACUUUACAGUAACCAUCUAAGUAAUGUUUAUAAAUGGUUUAAAAACCAAAUAUUAACCAUUUACAAAGUGUUUCUGACACACAUUUAAUCUAGAUAUUUUACAACCAAUAUUUAGACCCAUAUAAACCUUUGAUUAAUAGUUCAUUAAUAAUUAAUGACAAUCAUAAAUCAUAAUUUCAAUGCUUGUUAAUGGUAAAGUAACUAUUAACUUACAUUAACAAACUAUCGAUUUGUCAUUUAUAAUUGAUCUAUUUGCUGUUUUUAAAUGAUGAUUAAACAAUAAACUAUCUAUUUAACAUUUAUAAAUAAUGGUUAUUGUAAAGUGUUACCAAAACGUUUAUACUAUAAAUAUUAAGCUAGUAUUUGACGGGGGUAGGUGGCAGACAAGACAAAUCACAGCACAGUCAAGGAAACAUUGAUAGGUGAUGACUGUUACGAGAAAGCAACAAAAAGAAGACAAAUAAACGAGGUGCUAGUUUGUCCACAGGGGGCGCCAAAUCAAUACCAUUAGAAGUGUCUUACAGGAGCUUUAACAUAUCAUAAUUAAUAAAAAUAGCAUGAAAAACGACCAUUUUUGCAUUGCCUGACUUCACUGCAGGAACUCAGCGCUUUGAAAACUUGGAGAGUAGUCUGUGUGUCCUCUUAUGAGCCAAAAUACACCAUAAAGAUCCAUUUAGGAGCUGAAAGCGUUGGUUCUUGCUGAGCCAAAUGAUCUGGAUCACUUUCAACAGCAUGAAAUCCCAUCACUUGGAAAGUCUAUGUUGAAGUUAUUUACCUGAAAAGGAAGAAAGAUCCAAACCUGAGUCUAACAUGGGAAGAUGGAUCACAAACAACUUGAGCAGGAUUGUAUAUCUUUGAAGAAAUCUGUGGCUCUAAAUGGAUAUAAGGUGUUUGGAUUAAAUCUUUAUUUUAGCAGGAGUGAGAUGGACCAUCUUACUUUCAACAAGCUUUGUUUGUGUUAUUUUUGGUUAAUUUUGAACAGAAUUAACAGACGUAAUAUUUUGUUAUCAGCGUGAGCGUCUUUGUUAAUGGGUUAGGGUUAACUGAGUUAUGUUUUGGAUUAACUAGUCCUGACAACCUAUUGAGUUUUAAUUAGGAAAAUGAAUUUAGUCAUUGAUACAUCUGCUACUUCGCGACCUAGGGAACAUGGUUUUCGAGGCUUUUGACAGGAAGUCUAGAAAAGUCUGUUUUUAUUUCUUCCACAUGGAGCAGUCUUUUGUAAACGAACCCUUCAGAGUGAAGCUCGUGUACAUCGUCCUCCUCUCUGCCUCCAUUGUUCGGACUUUCACCUUGCGGAUAUAGAAAGGAUGCCUACUGUACGGUUAUACGAGCCUCGGGUGGCUGCGCCGCGUCCAGGCUUUUAGUGUGAGCCCUCGCAGCGUGUUCUCAGAUCUAUCAAAAGACAUUUUGUUGGUGUUACACAGAUACACAAUGUUUCCUGAGGGAAGCUGUGGAUGAGAGUCUCUUUCAUGUGAAAUACAUUAAAUACGUGUGGAGCUGUUUUUACAAAAGAGAGGAACUUUGGUAACUGGGGGGCAGCACCAGAUGGGACCAGACUACCAUUUCCACUGAAGUAUCCUCAGUCUCUCAGACUCGGUUUUGUCUCUGUUCCUCACUUAAAAGGAGAGCCGUGUGUGAUGAAGUUUAGGGUUAAAGCCAGCUUGCUGUUUCAGAGCUAAUUGACCUGUCUUUGUGAUUGAUUGGGAUCCAUUUUGUCUGUGCUGCCUCGUACAGUUCUCCUGCUACCUCAGUCCUCGUCCGGCUUUUGUCUCCCCUUUACUCGAGACGCACCUCUCAUCACUUUCCCAAUCACUUCCUCAUCACAGGCGCAGAGGAGUAUCUUCGAUCAGGAUCAAUCAGCGCCGGCUGAGGAUGCUUUUAUUUCAUCUUACUCAGUGUUGUACUUGAGUCAUCACACCUAAGGUCUGAGCGGUAGUGAUAGGCACAGCAGUUUUUUAGAUGUACUUAAUCUCUAGAAUCAGUUCACUGAAAAGAUUCAUUCAAAAGAUUCGUUCACCAAAUCACCGAAUCAUUUAGUGCUCAGCGGGAGAAACCUGCGACUCCGACCUCCCGAACUGAUACACAGCUGAACGUUUCAGGAUUCAGUUUAAUUCAUAGCUUCUUGGACCGGGAGACGAGAGUGUUUGGCUGAGUUGCUUUGACAAACAGGUUUGUUAAAAUGAACUUGUUAAUAGGUCAUGAUGUUGUAAGUGUACUGUCCUAUGGUAUGCUAUUUAUCAGGUCUGCUCAGUAAAUUUGGCUAAGUGAGUGAUUCGUUGUGUCCUGUUGUAUGCAAGUUGUUGUGAUGGCAAUUUAGCAGUAAAAAAAUUGUAGUUUUUGUCAGACAAAAAUGAUUCCAGAGAGUGUAGUUCAAUGCGUGAUUCGUUCACCAAGUGAUUCAGGCAUCAGUGCAUGGGGUUCCUCAUUCGCCGGCUGCUGGCCUGGCAAUGAUGUUUCUCUCUUUAGCUCAACUGAAGUAAGAAACGAACGAAUCACUGGAGGAAGUGAUUCGGUUCAGUACGUUCACUUAAAAGAUUCGGUUCUUUUGAACGAAUCGUUCGUGAGCGACAUAACAUUCCUGAGUGGAGAGUCAGGUCCUCAAUAUUCAAGUCUGAGUAGGGUUGCAAAAUUCCGUGAAUUUUCACAGUUGGAAACUUUCCAUGGGAAUUAACAGGAAUAAAUCUGAAAUUUACAAAAUUGAAGGUUGGCUCUCAUCGGGGAACUUAAAUAUAGUUGGUGAAAAUAUAUUGUAGCAUAAUUUUGACUAAAACAACCAGAUUUAAUGCAAGUACACGCUUCUGUGACCAUACAAUCAUUUAUUCGUCACUUGUCAAAUAUUAAUAAUAUGUUGUUUAGCCAACUAUAUUUCUAUUUUUGCCAUUGCAUUAGUGUUUUUACAAGUUUUUUUGUUAUUUUAUUCUACAGAAAAAUUUCACAUUUGCCAUCUGAUGUUUGUCAUGUUUUUAAAUUGUAUUAUUUGCAUGGACAAAAAUAUUUACAUUUAUGUUUGGAUAUAAUUCAGGUUGUAUAAAUUACCCACAAUUUCCCGUUAAUUCCCAUAAAUUUCUAUGAAUUCCCAUGGAAAGUUUCCAAUUUGGAAUAUUUCCAAAACUCUCAAGCUUAACUGAUAUGGAACGUUUCUGGAAAUUUAUUGGAAAUUUACUGGGGUUGCCCCUUUGCAACCCUAGUGGAGAGUCAGGUCCUCAUUAUUCAAGUCUGAGUGAAAGGGUUAGGCUAGAAUCGACCUUUUGGAUGUGAAGAAAUCAUGUCAUGUAUGCUGUUAGUCGUCUAUUUAUCAAAUGGUUGAUAUAUGAUGUAUUUUUCAGGGCUGUCCUGUCAGCUCUUUGUGUCCCAGCUCAGGACAACAGAAAUAUUAGCCUGAGGACAGAUGCCGCUGCAAGGGCGUGUGUUUCUGCCAGCUGGUGAUGAUGAAGCUGAGCUCGGGUCACCUUGGUCACUGGCACUAAACUGCAUUGGAUACUGCUCAUUGGACGCUGCUGCUUUCUAUACGCUAGACCGCAGCCUCCCAAAGUGACCUUCCAAAAGUCUGCAGAGGCCUGGGAUCUGUGCCACCGGCCGAGCCACAGAGACACAGUACAUGGAGAGGGAUUAUGUCAUGAUGAGAGGUCAGCGUGGGUUAGCUUUCUGAUUUAAUCACAGUGUCAGAGUUCACAGCUGUCAGCAUGCUGUCGGCGCAGGGAAAGCACGUCUUUGUUUUUGUUUUCUUUUUGAUUUAACCUUGGCUUACGUCAGCGUUGAUGUGUUUUUGGCAUGCUCAUCUUUGUUUACCUGCGUCUGAUUGACAGACAUGUCUCUCUUGUUUUCAACCAGAACCCUCGGUUCAAAGCUUGUUCAAACACUCCCUCUCUCGUCCUCACUCUCUCUUUGUGCUCAGCUGGUGUCUUCCCUCCGUGUCAUCAGAUAAAUCUCCAGCGCUCCGUGGUUUAUCUCCCUUCUCUUUCAGUUCAGACGGCCCCCUGCCUGCGCCGUGUCUCCCUGUGGUCACUGGGAGGGUCACAAAGCAGGCAGCUCUAUCACAUUUGCCAUUCGGAUCACCGUCACGCUGUGCUGUCCUGUAGCGGGGUUCAACAGAGUACAGUGGCGUAGCGGGUCGGCGGUGCAAGAGCUGGCAGGAACCUUGUAGAUCGAUACUCGGGGCAGAUGAGAGGGCUGGUUGGGUGGAGGGGUAGCUGGGCGGUAUCCUCCGACAUCUGCAACAACAGGAGCAGAAUCAAACAACACCCAGUGUGUGAACUGUGUCAUGCUGAGGCAACAAGUCAAUAAAAAUGCUGAAAGGGUAAGCCGGGACUUCCUGGUGACUGUGGGUUUAAAGAUGCUGACUGUGUAAUCACAGCAACCCUGAUUUAGUCCAGCCGGGAUUUAAUGCUUUAUUAUUAUAGAUGACUCCUUAUAAGGGCAAAACUGGUCGAGAGGAGGAGCUUAAUCAGUAUUUUGAUAUUCCUAUUUACAAAAAGAGGAAUUUAAAGCUCCUCUGAGAAUUUUUUUGAUGUUUAUGAAAUAGUCUAAAAUUUGUAUUGAUGCCUUUUGAAGACCAUUUAUAACAAGACUGAAGAGGUCUAUAUUUUAAUUUUUCUCAAUGUAUACUUUUUUUUAUUUUUCCAACAUUCUCAUGCAUGAUGGGACAUCAAACAUAACAAAUUCCAUGACAAAAAGAUAACAGUUAUAAUAACAAUAACCAUAAUAAUAUUUAAAAUAAUAAUAAUAAUAAUGAUGAUGAUGACGAUAAUAAAAUAAUAAUGAUAAUAAUAACAAUAAUAAUAAUAAUGAUAGUAAUAAUAAUAAAAUAAUAAAAAAUAAUUAAAAAAAUAAUAAAAUAAUAUUACAUAAAAACAUUAUUAUGAUAUUUAUUUAUUUUUUAAUAUUAUUAUUAUUUUUUUAUUAUUAUAGUAAACAACAACAACCCUCCCUUUCAUACAACCAAAGGGGUCACCCCGCUGCUAUAGCUGAGUACAUCUCUAUCGCCUCAAAACUUGACAUUAUUAGAUAUUAUUUGAUUAUAUUAUAUAUAUAUAUUAUAUUGUAAUUUUAAUCCCUCAAAUUAAUGACACAUUCCAAUUUAACAAUCCGUCGGAAGAGAUUUUUUGUCGAAAAUCAUUGGAAGACAAAUAAGUAAGGACUCCUAUGUCCACAGGGGGCGCCAAAAAUGACCGAAACUGAAAGGUCCUCACAGGAGCUUUAAAUUUUCACUAGUAAUCGGGUUCAAAAGUAGAGAAACAUCCCAAUAAAAUCACAGAAUUUGCGAGGAAAUGAAGUCAAAUUGUUCUGCUGAGUGUAGCUAAAGUUAGCAGAGAAUACUACUUUAAGACACCAUCUGUCCUCUGAGCUUGUUUACAAACGAACAUUGAUAUUUCAUUUACCUGACAAGUAAUCUGGUGCAGGCUGGUGAGGGUGACCAAGUUUAAUCGUGUAGUUGACAAAAGACACACGUCCCUAAUUAGCAGAUAAACAAAUAACAAAAAUGAUAGUCAAUCGUAGCUGCAGUGACUGUCUAAGGGAGGAAGAUAUAAUGCUAGUAAUGAGGCUGUCAUCAGCAAGUAGCAGAAUUAUUAGUAUAAAAUUUAUACUGCUGUCGCUGUACAUUUAAACUGAUGGUAUUGUGAAUAAACACUGGACUGUGUAAUAAGUUUCAUGCAGCUGAUAAAGUCAAAUGAUCAAAUGAGAGUUGUUUGUUUCUGUGUUUUUCAGACCACAUUUCAAACCUCAGUCGUCUUUCUAGCAGAGAGGAUCUUCCUUGGUUUUCUUUCCUCAUGUCUGCUUAGUCAGAGUAUAAAUGUGUUAAAAUGAAAUCACUCUCUUCAUCACCCCGUGCCAGUCUCAGAAACCCGUUUGUUCUGUCGCAGCACGCUCCCUUUCUGUCUCGUGACAUAAACAAAUCUGCCUAAGCGGGGCAACAAUCUGAAGAAUUUCGAGUAGUGUAAUCUGACCUGCUUUGUUUACGUAUCAUACGCUCUGUUAGGAUCUGAAGAGGUAAUCAAAACCCCAUGCAGUCAUUAUGCUAAUCCCAGUGACUCUGAUAAACAGACAUGAGGUAGUGAGGACAAAAGGGAGCAAAAGUGAAAACAAUGUCUGAAUGCAUCAGACAGGUGUGUUCUCUAUGAAAUCUCUGUUUUUUUUUACAGUUCUGAGCUGAUCUAGUGUUACCUCUGCUGAGACACCCAUUCAUUUUAAUGGGUGGGACAAUAUUGGUAUUACAGUUUAGGACAGUAUCAUCGGCAUAACUCCCACAAUACAGUUAGAGGAUUGCUAGCACUAGUAGGCUUCCUUUAAUAAUCAAUACAGCUGUCUGAACACAUUGACCUCCCAGUUUGACUCAGCCUGUCACCACUUCAUGACUUCUCACAGAGGCAUUAAUAACGCUGAUGCAGCACUUUUAUCAUAUCAUAUCACAUUGCAUCAUAACAUGUCAUAUAUAUCCCUUUGUUCUGUAGUGUAUCAUAUCCUGUCCUAUCACAUUGCAAUGGCACGUCAUGUCACUUCAUGGUUCAUAUUAUAACACAACGUAUCAUAUUGUAUGGUAUCUUAUCUUAUCGUAUCGUAUGGUAUCAUAUGGUAUCAUAUUGUAUCAUAUCGUAUUGUAUUGUAUCUUAUCUUAACGUAUCAUAUGGUAUCGUAUCAUAUGGUAUCGUAUCGUAUUGUAUCAUAUCAUAUCAUAUCAUAUCAUGUCAUAUCGUAUCAUAUUGUAUCGUAUCGUAUUGUAUCAUAUUGUAUUGUAUCGUAUCUUAUUAUAUUAUAUCAUAUCAUAUUAUAUCAUAUCAUAUUGUAUCAUCUUGUAUUGUAUUGUAUUGUAUCAUAUUUUAUUGUAUCGUAUCACAUCAUAGCAUAUCAUAUCGUAUCAUAUUGUAUCGUAUCCCACAGUAUCGAAUCACAUCGUAUCAUACCAUAUCAUGAUAAAUGGUAUCAUAAUAUAUCGUAUUGUAUGAUAAUGUUAACAUACACUAUCACAUAUCCAGUUGUAGUGUAGUAAAUCAUAUUGUAAUGUAUCCCAUCGUACCGUAUCAUAAUGUAAUUUAUGUAUAGUAACAUAUCAUAUUGUUGCAUUUUGCAUUGUAUCGAAUUGUAUCAGUUUAUAUUGUAACAAAACUAACUAAACCAAAUCGUAUCACAACAUAUUGUAUCAUACUGUACUGUACUGAAUGUAUCAUAUAUACUAUUAUUUCACAGCUUACUAACAUAUAUUGAUCAUAUUAUAUCGUAUCACAACUUAUGGUAUCUAAUUAUUUGUAACAUUUUGUAUCAUUUUACAUUGUGUUGUAUCAUGUCUUAUAAUAUUGUACUCUACGGUAUAUCAUGUGUUCCUAUCACAGUGUCAUGUUGUAUCACAUGAUAUUGUAUGAUGUAUUGCACAGUUACACAUCGCAUCAGAUCUUAAUGUUUUCUUUCCCAUCUCAUCACAUCACAUUAUAAGUAAGGCUGUGGUUCACAUUCCUAUUAAUGAUGAGUUUGAUAGAAGAUGAAAACAAACAGUAAGAUUGUAAACGGGCACAAAUUAAGUUUCGCUUGAUGUUGAUUCUCAGCAGCAGAUGAGUCUCAACCAUGGCAGCCUAUUUCUGAAAUCUCUGCCUCUACCUUCCCACUGCCUUCCAUAUUUGUCAUCAUUAGCAGCUUAGUGGGCAUGUGAGCUCUGAACAAAUGGUGUCCGUGCAGGCGAUGAAGAAACAGAGCGGAGGGUAACUGAGCGGUGAGGAGAAAAGAGGGGAAAGACGCUGAAGAGGAGGGCGCACCAGGUAUCACACAGAGCGAGUGUUUGAUCUGUGAUAGCGGCACUUUGAUAAAGAUUAAAGGUUAUUUAUGUUUACUUGUUUACUACAGCAAGGAGCUCUUGUUUGUCUGUUGGACUUAAGGCGACUGUAGGUGGCUGCUAAGCUUAGCUGUAUGUGAUACAGGUGACCGAUAUGGGGUCAGUUAGUCAUAAUUUCUGGCUAAACAAAUAAGAACCUUGUUGCUAUCUCUGACUCCGGCACAGUGGCGAGUACACUUGGUCCUACAUCACACCUCUGUGACACUCAUAUGUAAGAUGAGACGUUAUGAGGGUGUAAAUACUGCACCUCUAACUGGUAUGAAAAGAGCUUAUCUUAUCGUCCAACUCGGUGAGAAGCAAAUAACCUUUUUACCCACUUAUCUUCAACUCUCCUUUAAUUUUAUUUGAUCGUCCAGGUUCAUUAUACGCCACCGUCUCUGUUAAAAGUCCUCUUGGCAUGGUUUACCGUAAAGUCAACUAAUCCUUUAUGAUCUGAUCUGAUAAAGCCAGCAUCAGGUUACCAAGAUUUAUGCUGCAAAUCUUUCCAAAACACUUUGACUCAGAGACGCUUGAACAGCCAAGAAAAGAGAGAGAGGGGGAGAGAGUUUCCCAGGAAGGCCCUGAAAAGAAGGUAUAAAAGGUUUUGCGAGGUCAGUUGGUCCGUUGCUGCGGCCCAGUUCCUCACAUGGAACCCUUGUUCCUUGUUUGGAAGAAAUGUGCUAAUCCCCAUGGGCCCUCUCUGGACCCCAGCCAACAUUUGAAGACAAAAAGAGCCCAAAAAAAAAAUCUGCUUUUGUUCUUCAAACAGGCUUUUGUACUCCUAACCUCUCUCACUGUGCCUCGCUGUGUUUUACAGAGCGGUUAUGAUGCAUUGUAUAAUGGUUGUUGUUGUGAUGGCACAGUUUCCUCUGGAGGUUUUGUAUAGUAGAAUGUACACGCUCGGUGGCCCCCUCAACUAUGUGGUCUCUGAACUUCUCGGUAUGUUGCUGUUCGCCUUGAGUGUUUUUUAUUAGCCGUGCUGUGUAAUAAACCGAGCAGAGGAAGGAUCCGGCCCUGCGUGGGCCUCCUGACACCUGAUACUGAGGCUUGAGUGCGUCAAGCUGCGGGAUUUGGAAAAAGAGCACAUGAUGUAGGCAGUCAGAUGAUAAAGCUAUACCUUACAUAAGAGGACCCCCUCAGUCAGUCAGUAAAUAGCACCGACUGAGGGAAUGCCUUAAGAGUUUAAGAGCCCUGUGGUCCCGCUGGCUCUGAUUUCACCCCGUCUGAUGUCAGCUGAGUGUUUCAUUGCCCCGUCCUUAAUUGAACUUUGGCUUAGCACGCUUUGCAAUUAGAGCUGUAAUCCUUAAGAUUGCAGCUCCGGUUGAUUAGGAAAUACCCAGGCUUACUGUGGGUAGCACAAAGUGAGAGUUACAACUUCAGCUAACACCCGCUGAGCCGCUCUGUUACAAGAAAUGCAACAAAGUGCAAAUAACCAGUGACAAAUUAAACAUUUCACCAUUGCAACAUGACCAGUGAGACAGAGCUGGUUCUGUUUCUUCCACUUAAAUUACACAGUUAACACAUUUCAGCUUUAUCAAAAACAAAACAUCUUCUGCAGUGUCUGUAUUGCUCACUUGAACUUGCCCAUUUUGGAGUGUCCUUAUUCUAGUAAAUUGUAAACUUCCACUAUGAAUAAAGAAAUCAGUGUUAAAGUUUGAUUUUGAAUGUGAAUGGACCAGUGUGACCUGGAAACCUCUUUUGAGAAGGUUAAAGACAUUUUUAGAUCAGAUAAGUUUGUUUUGGAGACUGGUUCCUCUGGGUUCAUUCAGCGUGUUUACAUGCAGACUCAAAUCAAGCGAAGGUCAUAAAUCCAUCAUGUGAUGUACUUGGACUACUGUCCUUGACCCAGUCUUGUCGGUGACCUAUUGUGCCAGGUAUGAAAACAAUCAAUGAACCUGUCUGAAAUGAUUAAUAUGGUGAUUAUUACUUCAAGGAAACGAUAAAGUAGUGAUCAUAAAUGUUCUUCCUUGAGCUGUGUCCCCCCGCUGUUGUAUGGACUGGCCUGAGGUCUCACUACAAACUGCUGCUGGAAGAGAGUAGGUGAGUUUUGUUUAGUCUCUUUGCUAAAGAAAUUAGGCAAAGCUAAAAAGAUGUUUGGUGGCUAGUGCUAUGGCUGGGACCCUAUAUGUACUGUUGAUGAAGUUAGGUGCUGUUCUGAACAUCAUUUGUGGCUAUAGAGUGGCGUUUUGGUUGAGGUUUGUUUAUGGAUCCUGAGACCGCAGUGUAUUGCUAUCAUGCGGUCGUUACUAAAGUUGGUAUAACUAGAGAAGCAAGCGACGGCAACAUUCAUCUCUCCAGAGGGUGUCUAACUCGUUGUUAUGGUGUGUUUGACCCUAAAUUAAUUUUACGCCGGAAUAUUCCUUUAAUUUUGUUCAAAGCAAGUACAGGACAAACAAUCGACCCCUAACUGCAUCAUCAUCAGGAUAUGAUAGCCUGACUUUGAGACAGUUGGACUAACAUGAUCCAGACCCAAUCAAGUUUUUGAACAUCAUGUUAACACACUGACAUACUAGGCCCCAUUUGUGCAGAAACAUGAGUAAACAACCAAGAGUAAUGGCCACACCCAUUUCGUGCUCACCCUUUACAUGAGCAAUAACACCUAAAUCCACCUUCUUCAGGGGACCAGGAAGUGUUUGCAUUUCAGUGGCGCUGUUGCUUAAAUGUGCUUCAUCAAUAAACUCGCCUAGCUUUGUGACAGCUAGAUUUUGGAAGUGCAACAUGUCAAAAAUUUGAUGCGGGUCGCCAGAAUGUGAGUGCAUCAAAAUAUAGGUAUUAAAAAUGGCAUCAUGAUUGACACCUCUGUAGUCAAAUGCACCUCCUGCAAUUUUGCAGAUUAGUAGAGUGGCUCCAUUAGCCAGAUUGCUUUUGUCCAUUUCACGGCCACAAAAUACGCCACUGAGGCGAUAUGUCAGCACCCACUGGGACUGUGUUUUGGCCUCAGAUUUUACACUGGAAAAGAAGGGAGGCGUGUCAUCCAUAUUUAUGUCCAGUGUGGCCAAAUAUUUGCCAGUUUUGAUCCCGAUUUCUCGAACUUUCAGAGUAUGCAGAGACUAGAACAGAUGCUGCUUUCUUUAGCCUCCAUGAAAACAGAGAGGCUUUUUCUCUAUUCCUCGAAAUUACACAGUCUUAUAAGCCGUUGGUUUUUCAUUAAACCGUUUUACAACACGACCAAAGAAACUUGUGUUGUUUGGACAAAGAAUUCAGUCAAUAAUCUGCUUUUUUUUUUCUGUUACGCAAUACGCAACCAAAGAUUUUCAUGCUGCACUGCACAAGUAGUUUUUCACACAACAGCAGGACACAGUGAAAGGAGCUGGUAACUUACUGGUGUGCAGAGGCACCCCCCCACACACACACAUACAGAGCUUUGUGCUAAACAGCUCAACAUGCCUCUUUUUAAACAUCCAUUUUCCCCAUUAAUAUAAAACAAUAGAUGUGCUGUAUGAAAUAUUCUGAUGGGCUGUCAAAGUCAACACUAACAGCCUCUUCAAAAUUAGAGUCGUCCUCUAAUGAGGCUUAACAGAUGAAUGCUGCAAAUGUGCUCAAGCUGUGAAAUAGAUGAAAAAGUUCAAUUCUGAGGCUUAUUUCUCUGGAAAAAACAACAGGAUGGCUUACAUAUUUCAUUGUUUCCUCUAAAUCUUCAGCUAAAAAUCAAAAAUACUGCAUGGAGAGGAGCUGUAAACACACCCAACAGCCAAGAGUGUUGUAGUGUCGAGAAAGUGGGACUUACUAACCAGAGACCCCGAGGAGGAAGAGGCUUGUUGUAAGCAGGAAAUAGAAAUAUGCUUUUGGUUUGCAUUAUUUUUUUCCAGGUAAUAGUUGUUGUAAGUGAAGUGAAAUAAAGCAGAGUGAACGCGCGCAGUUCUUAACCCUUCUAAUGGAAAAUAAGAGGUCUCCCUCCGAGACCCCUGUCGCUCCCGCUGUUUGCACAAAAUGGUUCAGUCCACCCUCGACAAGUUGACAGGAUUGAUCUGACUGCUGCCAAUCAAGCAGCGAGAGUGUUGUUGCGGCGGCAUGUCCCCCUUAAAGCGAAAUAAGAAAACAGAAACAAAAGAGAGAAAGAAGGCAAGCCGGAAGGAAAUGUUUUUACAAAACCCAAUUCCACUGAAGUUGGGAAGAUGUGUAAAUCGUAAAUAAAAACGGAAUACAAUGAUUUACAAAUCCUUUUCAACCUAUAUUCAAUUAUGUUAUUAUGUUCAAACUCAUGAACUUUAUUGUCUUUUUGCAAAUAUUCAUUAACUUUAGAAUUCGAUGGCAGCAAAACGUGACAAAGAAGUUUGGAAAGGCGGCAAAAAAUACUGAGAAAUUUGAGGAAUGCUCAUCAAACACCUAUUUGGCACAUCCCACAGGUGAGCAGGCUAAUUGGGAACAGGUGGGUGCCAUGAUUGGGUAUAAAAGCAGCUUUCCCCCUCAAAAAAACGGAUUUGCAAAUCAUUGUAUUCUGUUUUAUUUACGUUUAUCACAAUUUCCCAACUUCAUCGGAACUGGGUUUUGUAUUUCUUUAUUAUAAAACAAAGGGGUGGUAUGAGUCUCGUUUAAAAUAUGAUUAUCCCCCAAGAAAUCUGCGUUAGAGUUUGUGUAUCAACAUAUUGUUUUGGCUUUAAACUAAAGAACUUGGAUGUCAUAACUUCUAACUGAUGCCACCUGUCAGCCGCCAUUGCAAAGGAAGGUGAAUGAUUGGUUGAGAUGAUUUGAUUCCAAAUUAAAGGAUUUCGCUUGAGGAUGAAGUUUGCACUGACUGAAUGAUGUACUUAAUGUCCUCCUCUUCUGUCUCCUCAGAGCCGCUUCUUUAAUUGACAUUCGGAUAAUCCGCCCAAGAACAAGAUGGUGACCUUGGAAACCCCGGAGUCCCCCGUGCCUCUGACGGCGCUGUCCCGCUGGUAUCUCUACGCCAUCCACGGCUACUUCUGCGAGGUCAUGUUCACAGCCGCCUGGGAGUUCGUGGUCAACUGCAACUGGAAGUUCCCCGGCGUGACCAGCGUGUGGGCGCUCUUCAUCUACGGCACCUGCAUCCUCAUCGUGGAGCAGAUGUACUUGAAGCUGCGCAGCCGCUGCCCCGUGCUGCUUCGCUGCAUCAUCUACACCUUAUGGACGUACCUGUGGGAGUUUGGCACGGGGUUGCUUUUGCGCCAGUUCAACGCCUGUCCCUGGGACUACACCGAGUUUCGCUACAACUUCAUGGGGCUGAUCACGGCUGAGUACGCAGUGCCCUGGUUCUGCGCCUCCUUCAUCGUGGAGCGCCUGGUUAUUCGUAAAACCCUGCGGCUGCGCUUCCACGAGGGGCCCGAGGACGGCUGGUCAAAGCAUCGGUUGGAUGCAGGGGGAGGUGAAGGAGGAGGGGCGGGGGGACCUUUGGAGGGUGGGAGGAGGAGAGAGAGGAUGAGGGGGAUGAUGAGUGAUGCUAACGGCUACCUUAAAGUAGAAUGAGAGCGGAAAAAUGAAGAAUGACGCACUCGAAACCAGCCCGAUAGUCCUGCUCCACCCUCCUCAGCCACUUUUCAUAAACUCCUCCCAUGAACUGCACCAGAGGGGAGGACAAACAGACAGCUGUGUAGACUGGGCUCACGUGCAGAGGUGUGAAGAGUAUCAAAACAGCGAGAAAACAAAACCCAACUGGGUCUUAAGAAAACCCAAACCACUCUGCGUGCUCUCUAGAGUCUACAGAGGCACCAUAACUCCAUGCUGCUGUGUUUGCUGCAUCCCAUAACACCCCCUACCCAUUCCCACCCAUGUGCCGCUGACCUUGAGGAGAUCAGUUUCUUGAAUGACCGGGAGUUCGCUCUUAAUUCCUCCUCUCCCAUCGACUGCAAAAACUCGGGAUUAAAACAGAAAAAAAAAAGAAAAAAGUCGCAGAGAUUAGUGUUAUCACCCCGCAGAAGAACAAACAGUAACAUUUCUGUUUUUCAAGGGCGUCUCUGUCAGUGAAAAAGCAGAAUGUUUGCUGCAAAGAAGACAAAAUAAAAGUAGCUGCAGCUGUUCUUUUUAAAGAUGUACAUAAUGUUCUUUAGUAUUAUUCAAAAGUACUGUAGUAAUGUAGCUACAAGAAGCUCUUACAGAACAUACCGUCCACCCAGAGGCAGUGCUCCAUGUGUCUGCUUUACACCAUGAAGAAUGUGUUUCUGCCGCUAGUGAAUACCCACAAUGCCUGGUAUAGAAAAAAGCAUGAGAAAGUUGUCUUCCUGUAUAAUAUAUGUUAAAACAGAACUCAUUCAGCGGUCAUAAUGUAUGUCUUGUGAGUCAGUCAGCUGCUUGUGUGAAGGACGAUCAUAAUCUGGGGACAGUGCUCCUCCUGACAGCAUGUCGAAGUGUCUUGGAGUGAGACGCUGAACCUCAAACUGCUCCUGGUGAGCAGAUCACAGCCUUGCAUGGCAGCUUCUCCGCCAUCAGUGUGUGAAUGGAUUUGUAUGUGUGUGUGAGUGUGUGUGUGUGUGUGAGUGUGUAGGCGCUGAAUAAAUGUAGUCCAUUUACAAUAAUAGCAGGGCCGCUUUUCUGUUCAUGGCAGUGGUUGUGAGUCAUGAGCAGCAGCAUCAAACCUCUCCGUAAUUUCCUUUUUAUAGUUUCUCAUAAUCUUUUCAUGACUCACUCUGUGUGUGCAUGUCCAUUCGUGUGUGCUUUAAAGUUGAUCUACAGCCGCAUUUCUUCAUUCAUUUAAAUGUUAUUUAAAUAUUUGUCCUCACAUGUGAUUUUCUUUCCACUCAUGGCUUCUUCCAUUUAUGAAAUACUACUGAAUUUCUCCGUACACUGUAAGUAACAAAAGAAGUCGAUUUUUAGCGAGAGAUUUGGGGUUUUUACUUGAAAAUACAAGAAACUGUCACAGAUUUUUCCAUCAGAGCAUUUUCACCGGGUAUUGUGCAGUUUCCACUCAAAAUUUUGUCCUUUUAUUUUUGGCUCAGUACAAAUUUUAAUAGCAGGAAACACAGCAAAUUAUAAAUAAAAAUAGUCGUAAUUGGUUUGGCAAAUAUUCCUUGGCUUUCAAAGUAUUAAAAAUGGCUUAAAAUCCUCUUGUUUGGUCAAAAUAUAAACCUAUAUAACAUAGAAAAACCUAGAUACUUAUUAAAGUUACACUACAUGUCUUAAAUAGUCUUAAUGUCCAGACAUCUGGGACUCCAUGCAGGUGAAAAACAUAAAGAACAAUGCCUAUUUCCUCAAAUGUUGUCCAUGUGGAUCAUGUGACUUCCUGUACUCGACAGAUCAAGACUGUACACUUUCCUCUUUCAUGCAAAAACGAGCUGACGGUUCAUGUUAACGGGUGGAUUUGGUGCUAAUGGGACAAGCAUAAAAACAAGAUAGACACUCCUCUACGUAGUAAUGUGAAGAUACCAGUGGAUUGACUGUGAACAUGAAAUGGAAGUAUGAUUGUUUAGAAGUAUGGCUCUGAAGCAUCAUGACAGUAUGGACAUUGCUAUUUUAACUUCUAAUAGAAAAACUGCAACAACAACAACAACAACAAAAGAAUGGAUCAAAAUCAGUGUUGUCAUAUAACACUACUUAGCAGGAUGCAUUUCCACAUGAGACAUAUUGCUGCCACCUACUGGACACUUUAAAAAUUGCAUAAACAGAAGCCAGAUGAAAUAAGAUGUGUAUAAUUCCAUGUUAAAAAAUAAGGUUCUUUUGUGUUAAUCAUUUUUAUUGCCUUUGUUUUUAUAUGUAUGUUUUAUAUCAUACAUUAAUCAACAGGCUUAAAAGCAAUAGAAGUGUCUGACCUUGCAAUGAAUACUCCAGCUCAAGGCUGCAAACAUUUUUCUCUUUAAAAAAAUCUACUAAACUACAUUAUCGGAAAUGGUAUGCAGCUAUUGUCUGUUUCCAAUUCUGCUGCUUAGAUGAGACAAAUUACAAGGUAAUGCAAGAAGUGUAUUUGUUCUCUGCAAUAUGUGAAAGGAGGAGUAUUAGGUGAGUGAUUACUAGUGCGUGUUUACAGAGAUACAUUCUCUGUGUAUGUAUAUGCAUGUAAAGUAUGUUUAAACUGAACUGAUUCUCUGGUAUUUUUACCUUGAAGCUGCAUGUCCUCGAGUUUUCAAACUCUCCUCCCAAAAUGAUUUUAUCCUAUUAAUUAUUAGCCCCAUGUACUGUAACGGUUUUUUAAAAUAUGAUGUACAGGUUUUUAGUGAAAUUACUGUACUGUAUAUCACUAACUUUGAUUAUGUUCCAUGUAUGAUUUAUCAGACUUUGGGAUUAAAUGUAUUUAUUUGAUCAUAA